CCUCUCUUAACAUGGCGCCGGCGGAAGGGGCGGGGUAGGCCGGGCGAUAAUGGCGGCGUCGAGGCUGGAGCUGAACCUGGUGCGGCUACUAUCCCGCUGCGAGGCGAUGGCAGCGGAGAAACGGGACCCGGACGAGUGGCGCCUGGAGAAGUACGUGGGAGCCCUGGAGGACAUGUUGCAGGCCCUGAAGGUCCACGCGAGCAAACCGGCCUCUGAGGUGAUCAAUGAAUAUUCCUGGAAGGUGGAUUUUCUGAAGGGGAUGCUGCAAGCCGAGAAGCUGACCUCCUCCUCAGAGAAAGCACUGGCCAACCAGUUCCUGGCCCCUGGCCGUGUGCCAACCACAGCCAGAGAGCGAGUGCCCGCCACAAAGACGGUGCAUCUGCAGUCACGGGCGCGGUACACCAGCGAGAUGCGGAGUGAGCUACUAGGCACGGACUCUGCAGAGCCUGAGUGGACGUAAGGAAGAGAAC
Messenger RNA from Macaca mulatta (Rhesus monkey), 470 nucleotides. The record is from RefSeq and is a predicted model, not a curated record. Lineage: Eukaryota; Metazoa; Chordata; Mammalia; Primates; Cercopithecidae.